AUGCCCGCACAAGCCGACAAAGCAAGGCAACCGUCCUCGGGGAAGUCAUUCUUCGGACGCAAGCUACACAAGGACAAGUCGGUGGAGGAUCGAUACGAUAACUAUGGAGGGUCCUACGAUAGCCUGGCUCCCCCGGGCAGCGCACCGGGCUCCCGAUCAUCUCGCUACUCGAAACGAUCAUCUGUACAAUCGGUCGACUUGACCCACGAUAUGGACCCCGGCAGUCUGGCGCCCACGGCGGGUGUGAUCACUUCCAUCCCCUUCGACAGCCUCUCCGCCGACAGAACCCCGAUUCCAAUUGACAACAUGCCUCGCCCGGAUUCAUCUCGUCACGAACACUCCCCAAAUCAUUUAGGCAAGGCUGGGAAUGAUUUCCACCAAUAUCCCACGUGGGCAUCUACAUCCGCGCCGAAUGGCUCGGGCUCACAUCCCUCGGGCCCUCGUCCACCCCCGCAUGGAAACACGACUAUGACUAGUAGCAACUCGGGGAAUCAGGGUGCCAGGUAUCAGCAAUGGGGACGACCAGGUAGCUCCGCUGCGAGUGGGCCCAAUCACAACCCCUCGUCUAUCGACUCGUCCUCCAACUCUCGCACUUCCCUCGACCAAACAAGCAUAUACUCCUCCGUUUCCUCCAACACCCGUGGAUCGAAUUACUUUUCCUCUGAUGGUUCUUCUCGUACCCUCACCACAUCGCAUUCUGGGGACCGCGGCACUAUCCUCCCAAGCUCCAGCUCCGGCCGCUUGUCAACUGCAGGAUCGACACAUCAGAUUUCAGCGCCUAUCCCUGCUGCUGUCCCUCGACCGCAGGAUAAUUAUCUCACUCGCCCGAGAGACGAUCGCGUCGUGGACCAGCUGUUCCUUGAAUUGAUGCAGAAGCGAGGAUGGCAGAACCUUCCUGAACAGGCUAAACGGCAGAUGCUUUCAUAUCCCGCGUCGAAGAAAUGGACCUUGGUACACCAGGAUCGCCUGACAGAAUUACAAGGAGAACAAAAGAGACGACAGAAUGCGCGCCAAACGCAUGGCCAUGAUGGAAUGUCUGGUUUACUUGAGCGUGCUGAUGAGGAGGGUAGCCCAGAGUGGUAUGUGAAGAAGGUUAUGGACGAUACUAUCACAUCCAAACAGCUUGCCAGUCUGAGCGUCAGUUUGCGAACACAGCCCAUCAGCUGGGUAAAAGCCUUUGUUGAAGCCCAGGGACAAGUCGCUUUGACCAAUGUCCUUCUGAAGAUCAACCGCAGGAAGGUCUCUGGUCCCGUUCCAGCUCCCCCAACCGGCGAUAAGGAUCUGGACCGCGAGUAUGACAUCGCCAAAUGUUUGAAAGGUCUCAUGAACAACAAAUAUGGUGCCGACGACGCUCUAGAGCAUCAGAAUGUGCUUGUGGCACUCGUCAGCUCACUCUCGUCCCCACGACUCAACACCCGUAAACUCGUCAGCGAGGUUCUCACUUUCCUAUGCCACUGGGGAGAGGGACAAGGCCACCAGAAGGUGCUGCAAUCUAUGGACAAGGUCAAGAAUGACCACAGCGAAACUGGUCGAUUCGAUGCUUGGAUGCGAAUUGUCGAAGUCACGAUCGAUGGCCGUGGAAAGAUGGGCAGUCUGGUCGGUGCCAGCGAGGAGUACCGCAGCGGCGGUAUUGGCAUGGAGAAUCUGCUUAUGGAAUACGCCGUCUCGACCAUGAUCUUGAUCAACAUGCUGGUGGAUGGCGCGGAGACGGAUCUGCAGCUGCGAUGCCACAUCCGCGCCCAAUUCACGUCAUGUGGAAUCAAGCGGCUGUUGACGAAGAUGGAGGGCUUCCAAUACGAGGUCAUCGAUAAGCAGAUCGAGCGGUUCCGUGAGAAUGAAGCCAUUGACUACGAGGACCUGCUGCAGCGCGAGGGCAGCAGCAUGAAGGACAGCAUCGAGGGUGAGGUUAAGGACAUGAGUGAUCCUCUGCAAAUCGUCGAUGCGAUUUCCUCUAAGAUCAAUGGCAGUCGCUCUCAUGACUACUUCCUGUCGGCUAUGCAGCAUAUGCUGCUCAUCCGGGAGAACUCUGGCGAGGAAGGACUGCGCAUGUUCCAACUUGUGGACGCUAUGCUGAGCUACGUGGCUAUGGAUCGGCGAUUGCCAGAUCUUGAUCUUCGCCAAGGGUUGACUUUCACCGUACAGAGCCUUUUGGAUCGACUGCACACCGAUGCCGAGGCGAGACGGGUCUACGACGAGUCUUUGGAAGCCCGCCAAAUUGCCGAGGCAGCUAUCGCCGAGCGUGAUGAGAUGCGCUCGCAGAUUGAGCUUGGUGCCGAGGGUCUAGUUUUGAAAUUGCAGAAGCAGAUUGAAGAACAGGCUGGCAUUAUAGACCUGCAGCAGCGGCAGAACGAGUCUUUCAAGGCGGAGGUCGUCGAGGUGCAAAGAUUGCGCGCUCAGGAAUUGCAGCGCAAUGAAUUGGAAACCCGAGAGCUUUACCUCAUGCUUCGGGAUGCUCAAGAUAUCGCUGCUUCCAAUGCCCGCAAGGCUGCUAACCCUGAGACCGUGGAAGCUGACCCCUCCCACAUGCCCGGUAUCAUGGACCGUGAACGUCUCAUGGAGCGCUUGGAACGACAAUUGGAGCGUACGAAGACACAGUUCAAGCUCGAGGGCAAAGUGUGGGGUCAGCACGGACCCUCAGAUCGUCUGCGUGAAUUGCGUGAGGAGAUGGAUGGCGACGGCGAGGAUGACGAGCGUGACUUUGUCCACAGGAAUCUGCUCGCCGGCUCAUUGGGUACUGUGCAUCGGAAGCGCAGUUAUGUCCCUGGGAUGGACCAAACUUCCGAAGACGAGGAGCAUACACCCGUGGAUAGCAAUGGCGGGCCAAUGUAUGAGAAGCCUCGCAUUGUGGAAAUGCACCGUCCCCGUUUGGAUCCCGCCCAGGCUAGCGGUCUACUGGGCGAGAUUGCUUCUAAGGUUCCCAAGUUCGACGCCGAGGAUCCUAACGCUGUUCCCGCUGCUGAAGAUCAGGAUGCCGCCAAGGCCAUUCCGCCGCCGCCACCCCCUCCGCCUGGGGGUGCUGCCCUUCCUCCGCCUCCGCCUCUCGGUGGUAUGGCCAUUCCUCCACCUCCGCCCCCUGGUGGUGUGGCCGCACUUCCUCCACCCCCUCCUCCAGGUGGAGCUGUUGGACUGCCUCCGCCUCCGCCCCCAGGUGGAAAAGUUGGUCUACCUCCUCCUCCGCCUCCUGGAGGAGUGGCUCUUCCCCCUCCGCCCCCGCCAGGAGGCGCCAAGGGCAUUCCUGGACUACCGCCUCCCCCUCCUCCCCCCGGUGGAAAGGUUGGUAUGCCCCCUCCUCCUCCCCCUCCUGGUGGCGUAGGAAUGGGCGCCCCCCUCCCCCCUCCUCCUCCCGGAGGCAAAGGAAUGGUGCCGCCACCUCCUCCUCCGCCCAAUGCAGCCAUGGGCUCGGGUUGGCGACCAGCCUAUAUGGUUGGAGAAAUUGCGCCUACCACACUUGGCAUGCCUUCCAUCCGACCUAAGAAGAAGCUUAAGGCCCUUCAUUGGGACAAGGUUGAUACUCCCCAAGUAACAGUUUGGGCUGGUCACGCUCCGACAGCAGAACAGAAGGAAGAGAAGUACACCGAUCUUGCCAAGAAGGGUGUGCUGGACGAAGUCGAACGACUGUUCAUGGCCAAAGAAACUAAGAUCUUUGGAGCCAGCACUGCCGCCAAGCAGCGUUCGGCCAAGAAGCAGAUCAUUUCGAACGACCUCUCUAAGAAUUUCCAAAUCGCCUUAUCUAAAUUCUCUCAAUUCCCCGCCGAGGAGGUUACUCGCAUGAUCAUUCACUGCGACAAGGAGAUCCUUGACAAUAUGGUGGUCAUGGAUUUCCUGCAAAGAGAAGAGAUGUGCAAUAUACCCGAGAACGUUGCUAAAUUGAUGGCGCCGUAUAGCAUGGAUUGGACCGGCCCCGGUGCCACGAGUUCUGAUCGUGAACAAGAUCCCACCGAGAUCACGCGCGAGGAUCAGAUCUAUCUUUACACUGCCUUUGAGCUCAACCACUACUGGAAAGCAAGAAACAGAGCUCUCGCCCUGACACGCUCCUACGAACCAGAGUACGAACACAUUUCUUCCAAACUUCAGGAGGUAGCAAGGGUCAGCGAGUCACUACGGGACUCAGUGUCUCUCAUGAAUGUGCUGGGUCUCAUCCUUGACAUUGGUAACUUCAUGAACGAUGCCAAUAAGCAGGCUCAGGGUUUCAAGCUCAGUUCUCUGGCCCGUCUGGGCAUGGUCAAGGACGACAAGAACGAAACUACAUUUGCCGACCUUGUUGAGCGUAUCGUUCGAAACCAGUACCCCGAGUGGGAAGGCUUCCUCGAUGAGAUCAGCGGUGUCAUCGGCCUGCAAAAGGUGAACGUCGACCAGCUUCGCUCCGACGCAACCAAGUAUAUUAGCAACAUCAAAAAUGUCCAGGCAAGCUUGGAUGCCGGAAACCUCAGUGACCCCAAGAGAUUCCACCCACAGGAUCGCGUCAGCCAGAUCGUUCAGCGGUCCAUGAAGGACGCUAGAAGGAAGGCCGAGCAGCUGCAGCUUUACCUUGAUGAAAUGAUCAAGGCCUACGAUGACAUCAUGGUCUUCUACGGUGAGGACAAUGCUGACGAGAAUGCCCGCCGAGACUUCUUUGCCAAGCUCAGUUCCUUCCUCGUUGAAUGGAAGAAAUCUCGAGAGAAGAACACCACCCUCGAAGAGUCGCGUAAACGCACCGAAGCCUCCCUGGCCCGCAAGCGUGUCAACGUCAACCUUGCCAACAACACCCCUACCCCCGAAACCACCUCCUCACCCGCCUCCAGCGGCGCCAUGGACUCUCUGCUCGAGAAGCUGCGAGCCGCGGCACCCCAGGCAAAGGACCAACGCGACCGUCGUCGUCGUGCCCGUUUGAAGGAGCGCCACAACGUCCGCGUCGCCUCGGGCUCCAAGCCACCCGAGGACGAGGAAGAAGAAAAGCCCGAGGAAGAUGAGCACGGUCUUCUCAGCCCCCCGCCGGCUGCCGAAGAAGAGAAACCAGAGGCCCAAGUCUCCGAGGGUGAAGACGUUGCAGAUCGUGCGGCCAGCAUGCUCCUCGGAUUGCGCAGCAACUCCGAUGCCGGCGGCGAGAGACAACGAAGAAGACGCGAAAGUGCCGACGAAGAACGUCGCAAUCGUCGCAUGAGACGACGGAACCCCACGAGUGGCAGCAAAGACAGCGCAGAUGGCGGACUCCCCACCGUCCAGGAACCGUCCUCGCCGUCCCAUUCGGUCGACGACCAACUUCCCAGUCCUCCCCCGGAUGACCAAACCCCCCCACACACCCCCUUCAAUCGUUGUCUCUGA
This is a messenger RNA of Penicillium brevicompactum, 5301 nucleotides long. RefSeq names its product formin sepA. Gene Ontology annotation, cellular component: cell division site; mating projection tip. Gene Ontology annotation, biological process: mitotic actomyosin contractile ring assembly; actin filament bundle assembly; barbed-end actin filament capping. Gene Ontology annotation, molecular function: small GTPase binding; actin binding. Bases 1 to 5301 code for a protein of 1766 amino acids. The record is from RefSeq and is a predicted model, not a curated record. Lineage: Eukaryota; Fungi; Ascomycota; Eurotiomycetes; Eurotiales; Aspergillaceae. The transcript has 2 exons.